Molecule: messenger RNA, 479 nt
Organism: Mastomys coucha (southern multimammate mouse)
Lineage: Eukaryota; Metazoa; Chordata; Mammalia; Rodentia; Muridae
Product: 40S ribosomal protein S17-like
Exons: 2
Coding region: 1-435 (144 amino acids)
Biological process (GO): translation
Cellular component (GO): ribosome
Molecular function (GO): structural constituent of ribosome
Source: RefSeq, a predicted model, not a curated record
AUGGGCCGCAUUCGCACCAAGACUGUGAAGAAGGCAGCCCAGGUCAUCAUUGAGAAGUACUACAAGCGCCUGGGUAAUGACUUCCACACCAACAAGCAUGUGUGCGAGGAGAUCGCCAUUAUCCCCAGCAAGAAACUAAGGAACAAGAUAGCUGGCUAUGUCACGCAUCUGAUGAAGUGGAUUCAGAGAGGUCCUGUGAGAGCAUCUUCUGGGUAUAUGCCCAGGAGUGGUAUCUCUAUCAAGUUGCAGGAAGAAGAGAGAGAGAGGAGAGAUAAUUAUGUUCCUGAGGUCUCAGUCCUAGACCCGAAGUUCAUUGAGGUAGAUCCUGACACCAAGGAAAUGCUGAAGCAUCUGGACUUUGGCAGUCUCUCUAACCUUCAGGCCACUCAGCCUACGGUUGGGAUGAAUUUCAAAAUACCACGUGGAGCUGCUUAAUCUGUUAUGCCAUAUUUUCAAUAAACCUGAAAACAAGAAAAAAA